CCCUGGGCGCCAUUGGCGGCGGGGCGGGGCGGGCGUAGUGGGCGAUGGCGGAGCUGAGUGCGGUGCCGGACGUGGAGAUCGACGCUGACGGCGUCUUCAAGUACGUGCUGCUCCGCGUGCGGCCCCCGAGCGGCGCCGCCAAGGACGUGGUGCGGGGCUACGGCUGGGCCGAGUACCACGCCGACAUCUACGAGAAGGCGGCCGCAGAGCUGGAGCCACGGGGCUUCAAGUGCGAGUGCCUGGGCGGCGGCCGCAUUGCUCACCACAGCGCCGAGCGCCGGAUCCACGUCUACGGUUACUCGGUGAAGCAGGCCCUAAUGAAACCCAGCCAGAGCUGUGCAUGUGCUGUGUUCACUGCUGCGUCCCCUGUGGAGGCUGCCACUCGAGGCCCAUCCCACACUGGUCCCUCCGAGGCCCAGGCCAGAGCAAGGCUGGAAGGGUUUGCACCACUGGCGACACAUAAGGGGAGUCCGGACGCUUUUUAA
This is a messenger RNA of Gavialis gangeticus (Gharial), 485 nucleotides long. Its product is annotated as 14 kDa phosphohistidine phosphatase-like. Bases 45 to 485 code for a protein of 146 amino acids. Gene Ontology annotation, cellular component: cytosol. Gene Ontology annotation, biological process: peptidyl-histidine dephosphorylation. Gene Ontology annotation, molecular function: protein histidine phosphatase activity. The record is from RefSeq and is a predicted model, not a curated record. The transcript has 4 exons. NCBI's taxonomy places the organism in Eukaryota, Metazoa, Chordata, Crocodylia, Gavialidae.